AUGAAUAUUUCUCGAAGCAUGCUUUCCAGCAAACACGUUCCACGCACGUUUUGGCCGGAAGCUGUCAAUUGGACUGUGCAUAUCCUAAAUCGCAGCCCUACUCUUGCUGUGAAAAAUAAAACCCCGGAAGAAGCUUGGAGUGGGAUCAAACCUUCAGUUGAGUAUUUUCGUGUUUUUGGUUGCAUUGGAAAUGUUCAUGUUCCUGAUGCCAAGCGAACUAAGCUCGAUAACAAGAGUUUUCCUUGUGUUUCGCUUGGUGUCAGUGACGUAUCCAAAGCAUAUCGACUAUAUGAUCCAGUUUCCAAAAGAAUCAUCAUUAGCAGGGAUGUUGUUUUUGAAGAAGAUAAGGCUUGGAAUUGGCACACCAAUUCUGAACCAUCAACAAUGUAUGAAUUGGAGGUGGAGGAAGAAAAUGAUGAUGGCAGCAACAAUUCUGAUAUUCUUGAGCCCACAAAUGUUGAUCAAUCUUCCCCACAUGCUGAUAAUAAUGAAUCUACUCGUAGUACAUCAGCUCCAAUUGAAUCAUCCACAAGUUAUCCAUUGCGAGAUCGUCGCCGACCAGCUUGGAUGGAGGAUUUUGUUAUUGGUGAGGGUCUUUCGGAUGAUUAA
This is a messenger RNA of Vicia faba (fava bean), 609 nucleotides long. Lineage: Eukaryota; Viridiplantae; Streptophyta; Magnoliopsida; Fabales; Fabaceae. The record is from the annotation of a GenBank genome assembly.